GGCGCGGCCGGGUCCUCCUCGAUCCCGUGGUGCUUCGCGUGCGCCCUCAGUCUCUUCCGGUCGCGGGCAGCCGGGGCACAGAGGGCGGUCGCGGCGGGCAGCGGCGGGCGGCAGCGGCAGAAUGUUGGCUACCAGAGUGUUUAGCCUAAUUGGCAAGCGAGCAGUUUCCACCUCAGUGUGUGUACGAGCACAUGGAAGCGUCGUGAAGAGUGAAGACUAUGCUCUCCCGAGUUACGUCGACCGGCGUGACUAUCCCCUGCCCGAUGUGGCCCACGUCAAGAACCUCUCUGCUAGCCAGAAGGCCUUGAAAGAGAAGGAGAAGGCUCCCUGGAGCAGUCUCUCCAUUGAUGAAAAAGUUGAAUUAUACCGCAUGAAGUUCAACGAGAGCUUUGCUGAAAUGAACAGGAGCACGAAUGAAUGGAAGACGGUUGUGGGCACCGCCAUGUUCUUCCUCGGCUUCACUGCUCUCAUUCUGAUUUGGGAGAAGCACUAUGUGUACGGCCCCGUCCCGCACACCUUUGAAGAGGAUUGGGUGGCCAAGCAGACCAAGAGGAUGCUCGACAUGAAGGUCAGCCCGAUUCAGGGCUUCUCAGCCAAGUGGGACUACGACAAGAACGAGUGGAAGAAAUAGAGGAGCGCACCACUCCCCCAUCUGAGCCUCACCUUGCUCUGCCAGAUCCACACAGCUCAGCAUCUUCACUGGAAACCGUUAUGUUGCGUCACCAGUGCUAAUAAAUGAGCAGCUUACGUGAA
Neomonachus schauinslandi (Hawaiian monk seal) is the source of this 753-nucleotide messenger RNA. Its product is annotated as cytochrome c oxidase subunit 4 isoform 1, mitochondrial. Lineage: Eukaryota; Metazoa; Chordata; Mammalia; Carnivora; Phocidae. Bases 122 to 631 code for a protein of 169 amino acids. The transcript is spliced from 5 exons. Gene Ontology annotation, biological process: mitochondrial electron transport, cytochrome c to oxygen. The record is from RefSeq and is a predicted model, not a curated record.